Molecule: messenger RNA, 1477 nt
Organism: Oryzias melastigma (Indian medaka)
Lineage: Eukaryota; Metazoa; Chordata; Actinopteri; Beloniformes; Adrianichthyidae
Gene: rnf170
Product: ring finger protein 170
Exons: 7
Coding region: 287-1093 (268 amino acids)
Molecular function (GO): ubiquitin protein ligase activity
Source: RefSeq, a predicted model, not a curated record
UUAGGGGGCGGUAGAUCCCCUGCAAACGUUACUGUCAACAAACGAAACCACUGAAAUUGAGGAAGAAGUAGAAUGUGACUGCAUCAACAUGCGAUGAUCAGGUGAAAUUAAGAAACAUAUGCAAGCAUUGCAGCUAACCAAGUUUACUAAUUGCGUCUUUCACCAACCGCUGGACAUAAUACAAUGUUUGGAUGAAGUGAAUGGAGUUAACAGACCAAGUUUGUGGACAGACAUUACCGCGUGUAGGUGGACUUUUUAGCAGAGUCAUAGGAUAUGAGUUUGGGGAAUGGAGGAUAGUCAAUGUGGAGAGCUGGACUACCUGAUCCAGGAUGAGGACACCAUCAUAGAAGGUGUCAGCAACCAGGUGCUGUUUGUUGUAGUUCUCAGUCUGACCUUCCUGGCGGGUCUUCUCACUCUACUCUGCAGGCAAGACGAGCAGAAUAUCCACCCUGAGAACCAGGAGCACGUCCGAGCGGUCCGACAACAGCUUCAAACCGAACAGGAUGAAAACCCUCAGGCCGAGGCCAGGCAGCAGUUUUACACAGACAUGUCUUGCCCCGUCUGUUUGCAGCAGGCCGUUCUGCCUGUGGAAACAAACUGUGGACACCUUUUCUGUGGCUCCUGCAUCAUAGCUUACUGGAGAUAUGGCACCUGGCUCGGUGCCAUCCAUUGUCCCAUCUGCAGACAAAUGGUAACUCUACUCUUCCCCCUUUUCCAUGAGCAUGCUGCUCCUCAGAGGGUUCAGGACGGAGAGGCACAACCACAGCUGAUCCUGAGAGACCUCAAUGAUUAUAACCGGAGGUUCUCUGGCCAGCCCAGAUCUUUGAUGGACAGGCUGCGCGAUGUUCCCACCCUGCUUCGUCACGCCUUCAGGGAGAUGUUUUCAGUGGGCGGGCUCUUCUGGAUGUUCAGGAUUCGCAUUCUCCUCUGUCUUGUUGGUGCCAUCACGUACCUGGCCUCACCACUCGACAUCCUCCCUGAAGCGCUCUUCGGCCUUCUGGGAUUCAUGGACGACUUCUUCGUCAUCCUCCUUCUGUUUGUGUACAUCUCAAUCAUGUACAGGGAGGUGGUCACUCAAAGACUGAAUGGAUAGGAAACCACUUAUUAUCAAAAAAAACUUCUGCAUCUGAGAGAAAUCAUGUAAGGUGCAAAAUGAAUAAAUAUUUAGAGCAUUUCUUUAUUAUUCAUUUUCUCUGAUGGCUUUAUUUUGAUGUCGGGGCUGGUAAUACAACACUGAGAUGUAAAAGACUAUGUAUUGUGGAAAUAUAAUUAAAAAAAAAUCUGGUUUAAUAUAUCUGAGCCCAGGCUAUUAAAUUCAUAAAAGGAAUUCUACGUGAAAUGUAUCUGUUUACAACCCAACCCAUAACUGACUUUGGAUUAAGAGGAGAGUCAUAGAUUGUGAUGUACAUCUUUGACAGCGCUGAGUUGAUACAAGUGUGGAAUAAAGGAUUUAAAGCUGAGAGUGUGCAUGUGGAAA